AUUUUCAAUUGGAUUGUUGGCGAAGACGGAUGCAAAACGGAGAGAUACAAAAGUGGUGUUGAGAAGUCGGUGUACAUAAUUCGAAAAGUCGAAAUCGUGUACGAAACUUGAAGAGUAGUGUUUGCCGUUGAAGUGGAAUUUGUGGUGUAGUGGAGUGAGGAGUGUAGUGAAGUGCAUGCGCCAAAGUGGGCGGUAGAGGUGUGUAGGAUUAAAGUGAUUUUUGUGAAAUUAUAGUCCUUCGCCAACAAAACACUACUUUUACUUUAAAAAAAUUUACCUCAGCAACACUAAUUGCACUUAGACACAACAAUACAAAAACAGUAACACCAACGCCAAUUCCAAUAAAAUAAAUUUGGCUUGAAAACAAUUGUGAUAAAUUAGUGGUCUAGGUCUAACAACAAACACACGCAAAAAAGUGAAUCCAAGAAGCAGUGAAUAAAAUUAAAUUUAUGCAAAAUGCAAAAUCAAACGAAACGUGUCAAAAUGUCAACGCAACAGCAAGAAAACAACAAAAGCAACAAUCAACGCAGACUGCCCAGCCAGCAGCGAUUCACCUACAUCGCGCUGCUCUGCAGCGUGUUCACGCUGAUUUGGCGCGCCGAUGGCUUCAACUUCGCCAAUCAGCCAAACAUUGCAGUUCCAGCGCCGAAAGACUUGAAAUUCUUCAAACCGCAAACGCGCAGUUCCUAUUUCGGUUAUACGCUGCUGUUGCGACCGACGAGUAUAAUUGUUGGUGCGCCACGCGCUCAGUCCACACUGCCGGCACAGCGGAAUGUCAAUGAGCCAGGUGCCAUCUAUCGCUGUAGUUUGUCACCGAGUUCGACAUGUACUCCAUAUGUCAUCGAUGACAAAGGUAAUCGCACAAUCGAGUCGUUUGAUUCGUACACCUACGAUAAUGAGGCGCGCGACAAUCAAUGGCUAGGCGGUUCCAUGGAUGGCGGCACAAAGGACAGCGACAAACUACUUAUAUGUGCACCACGGUUUGUAGCGCCCACGCCUAAUGAAUACUUAAUGAAUGGCGUCUGUUAUUGGGUCGCUGACACGCUCGACGAUAAUCCGAAAAAUGUGCAAAGAAUUUCACCUCUAAGACUGCAGUCGCUCCAAUUGCAAACGAUCAAUGGUCAUCGAUUUUUCUAUUACAUGCUUGCCCAGGAGGGUUUGAGUGCACACGUCACCGAUAAUAAUGAGGAGUUCGUCAUUGGUGCCCCGGGUAUAGAUACGUGGCGUGGAACGACGAUACAUUGUCGCAAGAAGUUCGAGGAGGAUCCAACACUGAGUCGUCGUGACACGAGCCAACAGCUUAGAAAGCGUGUAACAAGAGGUCUGCAGUUUACCGGUCAAUAUAUAGUGAAAACUGAUGAGAUACCUGUUGAUUCGUACUUUGGUUAUGCUGUCGGUUCGGGCUACUUCGAUAGUAACAACAAAAAUCAGCUGUUAUAUGUAGCCUCGGCGCCACAAGCCAAUCAACAGUCGGGCGAGGCUUAUUUGUAUAAGUACUCUGAAGACAGUCUGCUGAAAUUGAAGAUUUUAUAUAUCUUUCGAGGUGAGAAGUUUGGUGAAUAUUUCGGUUACUCAUUGGUUACGGAGGAUCUUAAUGGCGAUGGUCUCACCGAUGUUGUGAUAUCAGCGCCACAACAUACGGCAGCCGGUUAUUUUGACGAUGGCGCCAUCUACGUGUUUCUGAAUAAGGGAAAUUUCAACUUCGAAAGAAAACUAAUCGUAUCACCGGUGCAAGGCAAGGCACGUUUCGGUACGACCAUCAGUCGCUUGGGUGAUAUCAAUCAUGAUGGCUUCAAUGAUAUCGCCGUUGGUGCACCAUUCGCCGGCAAUGGCGCUGUUUUUGUCUACCUCGGCAGCAAUAAUGGUUUACGCGAACAGCACAGCCAACGUCUCGAUGCGCCAGAGCAGGUGAACAGCAAAUAUGGUGAGCAAAUGUUCGGUCAUGGUCUCUCCAAGGGUGUCGAUAUUGAUCGCAAUGGCUUCAAUGACUUCGCCAUUGGUGCACCGAAUGCUGAAGGAGUGUUCGUCUAUCGCGCCUAUCCAGUUGUUAAGAUACACGCCGUUGUCAAGUCGGCAACUCGUGAAAUCAAAACCGAUCAGAAUUCAUUCAAAAUCACUGCCUGCUAUUCAAUCAGCACCACAUCCACACAGGUGACCGGCCAGGAUUUGGCGGUACGCAUUGUCGUAGACUCACAGGUCAAGCGCGCCAAGUUCAUACAGACGCGCACAAAUGAGAUCAGUUUUAAUGUAUCGGCAGGAUUGCAGGAACAAUGUCGCACUUUCGAUUGUGAAGUCUACACAAAUGUGGCGGAUAUAUUCAAGCCGAUCGAAUUGGAGAUGCAUUAUAAUCUCAUUAAUGGUGUGCCGAAAUCGGAAGUUUUCUGUGAUAAAUGUGCUGCUGUUGACCCUGCCGAACCGGUUAUAAGUAGAGAGAGAAUCAUCUUUAGCACCGGCUGCAAAUCCGACAUAUGUGUAGCCGAUCUGGAAGUUAAGAGUCGAGACUUGAAUCACACAUAUAUACUCGGCAGUAGUCGUACACUGUCCGUCACUUAUGACGUAACGAAUCACGGUGAGACCGCUUAUCUACCACAAAUUAGUUUCACCUCAUCGAAUCACAUGCCGUUCGCUAAGAUACCUGGAACUUGCCGUUCGAAGGAAAAUAAUUAUUUAGAGUGUGAUUUAAAGAGUAAUGAUGUAGCGAUGACGAAAGGCGCCACAACCUCAUUUACCGUUACUUUCGAUGUUGCUGGCAUAUCGGGCAAAGCAAUGAUAUUGACCGCGAAAGUCUUCAGUACCGGUAAGGAGGCCAAUGAAGACAAUAAUGUGGCGACCGAUGUCAUAACACUGGGAGAAUACACGGAAAUCGAUAUUGUCGGUAUACCCAAAACUAAACAUAUCAAUCUGGAAGAAGUGAGCAAUACCUCUCAAAUCAUAAAUAACUAUGAGGUAAAAAGUGUUGGACCCAGCACAGUCGGCACUGUAGAUGUGGUAUUCUAUAUACCCGUGGCAUAUAAGGUCCCCGGUACUACGAAUACUAUACAAAUCGUGGAGAAGGAUAGAAUAAAUAUGCAGGGCGUGUGGAAUGAACAAACUGUUGCCAUCGAUUAUUUUGAAAACAAUACACAACUUGUGAUGAAUGCGAUCGAAUUUUCGUCGAGCACACACAGCACGACGAGCAUCAACUCAAAUAUACAAAUCUACAAAGAGAAACAGUUCAAUACAAAUUUAGAUUCGUUGGGUCUUUAUGACAUGCCAAUCGAAAGCGACCAUUUCUACCAAGAGGACAGCAGCAAGUUCUCGCAGAUGUCUAUACGUCGUAAACGUGAAGUUGCCGCCAAUACCGCUACGAAAGCACAGUACGAACGCAUCGUCAAGGCGCACGAGCUGUUGGGUGACGAUCUCAAGGGUAAACUGCCUGUGAAUCGUACGAUUGUCUUCAAUUGCCACGAUCCGGAGAUGACAGUUUGCGUGCGCGCUGUCAUCCGUUUGCAUACAUUCAGCCCAGAAAAGCCACUUACAGUCAGCAUGAAAUAUCAGGUGGAUCUGAGAGAGAUCAAUCAAAUUCUGAUUGAACCAUGGGAAUAUUUUGUUAUACUCAUCGAUGUGGAUGUGAAGAAAAUGGGCGAUUUACAUCAAAAGACGCUGGCGAUACGUAAGAGCAUUGAUUAUAAUAUUGUGUCGAAACAUCAGCUCUAUGGUACACCAAUUUGGGUCUAUAUAUUGGCUAUAUUGGGUGGCCUGUUGCUAUUGGCGGCUAUCACGUAUGCCAUGUAUAAGCUCGGUUUCUUCAAGCGUGCCAAGAAAGAACAAAUGGAUGCUUUGGUGCAUCAAGGCUCAACACGGCCGGCGCAAGAUGUAGAGCCAGAAGCAGAAAAUCUAAACACCGAAAGGAACUAAAGUGAGGGAAAAAAUCGGAAAUAUAUAAUUUAUAUAUUUUUACAGCAAUAAGUUCGAAACAGAUGGCUUUAACAUCACACAGGCAAAUGCGCGCUGGGUUUAACUAAAAGUAACGAGUUCAUUUACGAAAACAAAAAACUAAAAAAAAAAUAAAUGCAUAAAGGGUGCCAGUGUUGCAAUUGCAAAUUAUUAUUUUUUUCUACACAGUUAGAAAUGUUAAAUUUUGCAAUUACUCCUUAUUUUUUUAUUUUUAUUUCAAAUAAUUUUUUCAAAGUUUUCUUAUUUUUUUUUUAAUAUUUUUUUUUAUAAAUAUUUUCAAUUAUGUUUUUUUUUAUUUUUUAAUUCUUAAUUUUAUUGCUUGAAAAAAUGAAAUCACACGAUUUAAAAAAGAACACACACACACGAAACCAAAUGUACCAAUCGAUUUAAGUGUUGCAUUCUAUUUAUUUGAUUGUAUUGUAAAUUGUAUAGACUUUAGUUAGGCGCUUUUUAAUAUAAACUAUAGUAUAUAGUAUGUGUAAAUUAAAUUUAGAUUUAAUGACAGAG
Messenger RNA from Zeugodacus cucurbitae (melon fly), 4443 nucleotides. RefSeq names its product integrin alpha-PS3. Bases 457 to 3897 code for a protein of 1146 amino acids. Gene Ontology annotation, biological process: cell-matrix adhesion; cell-cell adhesion; integrin-mediated signaling pathway. Gene Ontology annotation, cellular component: external side of plasma membrane; integrin complex. Gene Ontology annotation, molecular function: integrin binding. The transcript has 12 exons. The record is from RefSeq and is a predicted model, not a curated record. Lineage: Eukaryota; Metazoa; Arthropoda; Insecta; Diptera; Tephritidae.